Molecule: messenger RNA, 998 nt
Organism: Trichomycterus rosablanca
Lineage: Eukaryota; Metazoa; Chordata; Actinopteri; Siluriformes; Trichomycteridae
Gene: thy1
Product: Thy-1 cell surface antigen
Exons: 4
Coding region: 101-559 (152 amino acids)
Biological process (GO): negative regulation of neuron projection regeneration; cell-cell adhesion; regulation of cell migration
Cellular component (GO): myelin sheath; external side of plasma membrane; membrane raft
Molecular function (GO): integrin binding; GTPase activator activity
Source: RefSeq, a predicted model, not a curated record
UUUCCAAGUCUGAGACGUGUGAAGAACAGAGCUCUGCUCCAGCGAAUCAACAUCCAACAUUACAAAUAUUCGGCUCCUCCCUGUGCAUUCAAAGGUCAAAAUGAUGUACUACUUCAUCCUUGCCUCAUUCUGCUUACUGGGUAUGACCAACUCUCAGACUAUAACAGAUCUGACUGCCUGUGUGACCAAGGAAAAUAACUUGAGAAUGGAGUGCAAGUUCACCCUAAACACUUCAGUUCCAACUGCAGCUAAAUGCACCUAUAAAACCUCAGGGAAAGUGGUGGCCACUACUGAUCCUACUGUUACCCAGGAUGCAACCUACAAGAAUCGUGGCACAGCCAGCAUUACUAACAAUAUGUGCCUUCUGGAGCUGACUGGCUUUCCUGAUGGUGCGGCCCAGGAUUACGAGUGUGCCAUCAAACAGGACAAAAGUGUAACAAAGACAAAAAGUGUGGAAAAGAAAAGUGCUGCGACUUGCUCAGCUUGUAAGCUCAUGCAGCUUGGCGGUCUGACUCUCCUGCUGGCUCUGAUUUUCCCCCUGAUGUCUGAGCUGCUGUAGACCAUCUGGGUAAAUCAUGGGAGGAAUUUUACCUUGCUGCCACGGCAGUGAAGCAUCCUCACUGCACUGAAGAAAAGCUUUCCUGCUCCAAACCUCCAAGUGCUUUUAAAUGAUGAGGAUUUCUGUACUACCUUAAUGCUUUCAUUUCUAAUUGACAUUAGAAGCCAGUGAUAUUGUUCAUAAUGGUCUUUUUCUGUCUUUGUGAUUUAAAUUAGUGUAACUUCUUCUUAAAGCAUGUUCGUACAUUGAUUAAUGACAGUGCCUACUGUAUAUUGAUUAUGCAUAUGCAAGCCAUACAAGACUUAUUGUCUUAUUGUCCUAUGAAGAUUCAAAAUGUCCAGUAACCAAAGUCGCAGUUAGUGAUUGAUGCUGUUUAAGUUUGUUAAAUGUACUAAAUGGCUUGGGGAAAAGUAAAACUGUUACACACACCUUGACUAAA